UCAAUAGUCAACACAGUGCCGCGAAGAGCGCGCGCUCAAGCAUCUACUCUUUACUGAUCGUGUUCUGCGGACUAAAAGGUUAGGCCCUUCGCGGUGCGGUCAAUAAAAGAUAUGUCGUCUAAUACGAAAAACGAUACGAACGAGGAUGCAGAGAGUUUAAAUGGACCCAUCCGUUUCAAGAGUGUUGUGCCAAAAGAAAGGCAAAAGGUUCUCAAGUGGAAUGGUUGGGGAUACAAAGACUCGGAAUUUCGUGUGAACCAAAAAUAUAUCAUCGAAUUCACUGGUGAGAGAUAUCCGAUUGGAAACCAGCAACUUCCUUAUUUCACGCAAUGGGUAAAAGACACAUUUGGUAUAGAUCCGACCCAAAGGAAUAUUUCUCAAUCGAUACCGACAAAUCUACCAGAACCGAUCAUAUCGUUGAAAGUGUUGGAAGCGAUUCAAGAAUUAAAGAUCGAAUAUUCCUUGAAGGGUAUCGAUCGGUUGGUUAGAGCACAUGGGCAUACACUUCGGGAAAUUUAUCUCCUCAAACAUGGAUCGUUCGAUCGAAUACCGGACAUAGUUCUCUGGCCAAAGUGCCACGAGGACGUCGUAAAAAUAAUUAAAUUGUGUGCUCGAUAUGGGUCAGUCUGUAUUCCAUUCGGCGGUGGAACAAGCGUAAGCGGUGCUGCCUCUUGUCCGACGAACGAACGGCGAACGAUAAUAUUGUUGGACACUUUGCAAAUGAAUAGAAUACUGUGGAUAGACAGGGAAAACCUAAUUGCUUGUUGCGAGGCUGGUAUUAUCGGCCAGGACCUUGAAAAGCAACUCCGACUGCAAGGUCUGACUUCUGGCCACGAACCCGAUUCUUACGAAUUUUCUAGUUUAGGUGGAUGGGUUGCAACGAGGGCGAGUGGCAUGAAAAAAAAUCGAUAUGGGAACAUCGAAGACCUAGUUGUACGAGUGAGAAUGGUUACCGGUAGAACGGAUGAUCCAGAAAUAACACUCGAAAGAAGUAUAUUGGUACCAAGAGCUUCUUGUGGUCCUGACUUUGACCAUAUGAUCCUUGGUAGCGAAGGAACUUUGGGCGUCAUUACGGAAGUGGUGAUCAAAGUUAGACCAUUGCCAAAAGUAGUCAAAUACGGUAGCAUAGUUUUCCCAAAUUUUCAAGCCGGUGUAUUAGCGUUGCGUGAGGUAGCUAAGGAACGAUGUCAGCCGACUAGUAUACGAUUGAUGGACAAUGAACAGUUCCAGUUCGGUCAGAUGUUACGACCAGAAUCUAGUUGGUGUGGUUUACUUUUGCAAGGAUUAACACAAGCUUACAUUACUAGGAUAAAACGUUUCAAAUGGGAUCAAAUAUGUGUCGCUACCUUAUUGUUCGAAGGUAGCUCGAUCUACGAGGUGGCAGCACAGGAACAAAAGAUUUACAACAUUGCGGAGCAACACAAUGGUAUUCCAGCAGGAGAAACGAAUGGUGAACGAGGUUACCUUUUAACAUUCGUUAUAGCUUAUAUCCGAGAUCUGGGUCUCGAGUACUACGUUUUAGCUGAAUCAUUUGAGACGUCCGUCUCCUGGAAUCGUGCGUUACCGUUGUGUAGGAAUGUGAAAUCUCGUGUGAUCAGAGAGUGUUAUUCACGUGGUAUCGAACAAUAUUUUAUCUCUUGUCGUGUUACACAGACUUACGACGCCGGUUGUUGUGUGUACUUUUACAUGGCGUUCAAUUACAAGAAUCUUCCGAACCCGAUAGAAACGUAUGAGGCUAUCGAGCACGUUGCACGCGAAGAAAUUCUUGCAAACGGUGGUUCUCUGUCUCAUCAUCACGGUAUAGGAAAAUUACGUUCUUGUUUUUACGCGGAUGCAGUAGGAACAGUGGGAGUGUCCCUUUAUAGAGCAGCCAAAGCACACUUGGAUCCCCAUAAUAUAUUUGCAGCCGGGAACUUGGAUCCGAAAUGUUUAUCGAAACUAUGAGGUGAACAUGAAAUUGUGAUAAUUGCAACUUAUCACAUUGGAAAUCAUUUUAAACAGAAAGAAGAAGAGAAAAAGACAAUUAACAUUGCCAUUUUUAUCAAUUGAUAUGUUGUGGUGGUAUACAGAAACGAUGAUAAAGGAAGAGACUAGUAUAAUAUAAAUAAACACAUCACAAUGUUGUUUGGUACAAAUACGGAAUUGUAAUUGUAUCAACAUUUUUAUAAGUUAUUAUAAAUAAACAAGACUCGCUUA
Messenger RNA from Bombus pascuorum, 2196 nucleotides. It is a transcript of the gene Agps, whose product is annotated as alkyldihydroxyacetonephosphate synthase. The transcript has 6 exons. Gene Ontology annotation, molecular function: alkylglycerone-phosphate synthase activity; FAD binding. Lineage: Eukaryota; Metazoa; Arthropoda; Insecta; Hymenoptera; Apidae. The record is from RefSeq and is a predicted model, not a curated record. Bases 112 to 1944 code for a protein of 610 amino acids. Gene Ontology annotation, biological process: lipid biosynthetic process.